UGAGCGCUCUGCUGUGGAAUGGAGCAGCACUGUGUUUUUUUGUGCCCCCUCUGUGUGUGUGCUUGUCUGCUAACGAUGAUGUGAACAACACAACGCGAUUGCAGCCCCCUUGUUGUAACGAGCAGGAAAACAAGGAAGCGAUCCCGAUUGGGACUUGGAGGCGCGAAUGAACAGGACUGGAGGUUUCUCUUUGGACCAGACUCUGAAGAAGUCUGGAGAUCAAGCCCAAAAGUGCCAAAUGCCCAGACUAGAGGACCACUGCUGGAGCUGCUCCUGUGCACCAAGGGUUGAGACCAAGCAUCCAUCUGGAGCGAAGUGGUUUGCAUCCAAAGCUGAAGAAAUGAUGUCCAUCAUCACCUCGGUGCUCAGCAAUGCAUACGGCUCCCUGCACGACGUCCGGACGGCCAACCUGAUCCGGCGGGGUCUCGUCCUCUUCACCGUCGGAGCGUUCCUCGCCUUGGUGCUCAACUUGCUGCAGAUACAAAGAAAUGUCACACUGUUUCCCGAGGAGGUGAUGACAACUUUGUUCUCGUCCGCCUGGUGGAUCCCACCAUGCUGCGGCACAGGAGCCGCUGUUGUCGGCUUGCUGUACCCCUGCCUCGACAGUCAUUUGGGAGAGCCGCACAAGUUCAAGAGGGAGUGGGCCAGCGUCAUGAGGUGCAUCGCGGUGUUUGUCGGUAUCAACCACGCCAGUGCUAAACUAGACUUCGACAACAACGUGCAGCUCUCCCUAACGCUCGCAGCCCUGUCCUUGGGCCUGUGGUGGACAUUCGACCGGUCCAGGAGUGGCUUUGGUUUGGGCAUCACCACCGCCUUCCUGGCUACUGUGUUCACACAGCUGCUGGUCUACAAUGGAGUCUACCAGUAUACGUCUCCGGACUUCUUGUAUGUACGCUCCUGGCUGCCGUGCAUAUUCUUCUCAGGCGGUGUUACCGUGGGAAACAUCGGACGGCAACUUGCUAUGGGUGGUGUCGAGAAACCCCACAUGGACUGAACGGCGGAAACACAGGAAGACGGGCGAAGGAUGGCCGAUGUAAAAAUGGACAAGUUACGUGAAGGACGAGAAGAAUAACAGGAGAAAAAAAAAGACUCAUUGUUUUGGCUUCAUCCUUUGUUCUUGUAACAGUGCGGGUCAGAAAAGCCCCUCAUCUAACGUGCCAUGUCCUCUACACCUCCAUGUGGCCAAACGACCUCUCCCUCCGACCUCUGUUGUACUCCAUUAGCAUUAAGGCUUCCUUCACACUAGAGUGGAGGAUGGUGUUUGCCUUUUUCUUGUUGUUUUGAAGUGAACUGUUGACUGGUUUUAUUUUCACGCUGGAAGUACGUAUUUUUCAGCAGUUUAUGGAGUGGAAGCGUGCGUGUGUGUGCUUUAGCGUGGCUGUAACCUGGUCUUAGCAGAGAAGACAUGAGGGGGCUGCUAUAAUGUUUUUUGUUUUUUUUUUUUUAAGCCUGAAUUUAACAUAACCAUAAAAGGGAAAUGUAGUAUGAGUGGGCAAAAAAAUGUCUUCACUCUUACGUAGAAAUGUAUUCAGCGGCCACAGCUGCAUCACUGAGGCACAGGGGAGAUGUAUGUUCCCAGUUAAACCAAAUGAAGUAUUUAUUUUGAAUGACCCCGAACCAAAUAUUUCAUAUUGAAUGACUUCAAAUUCAGGAAGGAGUAGUUUGAUAUUUGGGGGAAUAUUUGGGAAAUUGCUUCCUUGCUGAGAGUUAGACACCACUCUCAUCCCUGUAGGGUAAAUAUAGAGCUAAAGCUAGCAGCUGGUUAGCUUAGCUUAGUACAAAGACUGGAAACAGGGAAACAGCUAUGCUAAAGGAGACAAGAUCCACCUAUCUGCAUCUCUGAAGCUCGCAAAUUAGCAUCUUAUACCUUCUUCAUUUAAUUUGAACUUAAAUUGCUGCGCUAAUUGGCUACAGUUGCUAGCUACAUAUUUACCGUAUGGACAUGGUGAGCAGUAUUGAUCAUCUAAUUUAAGUUGAACUAUUCCUUUAAAGUGACUGUGAAAUAGAUGUUGACACUAGUCCCAUACUGUAACAAAUACAGGUCAUUAAAUCAAAUUCAGUAAAUUUAUAGCUAAAGACAGCAGCCGGUUAGCUUAGCACAAAGGCUUGAGACAGGGGCAACAGCUAGCCUGGCUGUGCUGAUGGCAACCAAAUCCGCCUACAAGCGCUUCGAAAGCUCACUAAUCAAUACAUUAUACCUUGUUUGUUGUAUUCAAACUUCAAACUUAAGCUAACUGCUGCUGGUGCUAGCUACAUAUUUACCAAACAGACACAGGUGGUGUCAAUCUUCUCAUUUAAGUUGAUCUACUUCCCUAAAGUGACGGUGAAACAUAUUCCAGAGGAUAGUGGAUGGAAUGAAGAGAGACAGGAAAUAUGUACAGAAGUGCCAACUACCAAUUUGUACUGGCUGAUGUUCACUUCUAAAUAUGCUGAUUUACUUCAGUGUUCAGAAAUUUGGAGCAGAAAAUGCAAAUUAUUUAGGUUCCUCAGUGGGAAUUAGUCAUAUUUACCUGUGGAUGGUAUCAUAUUCGCAGCUUUCUGCUAGCACAAAAUCACAUUGUAGCCUACUUGUUGGAAAACUACGCAGAGACCUUCAGUGUGUUGUUUUGUCCGUUUCGGACAAACAAAGCAUUGUUUUGCAAAGAGGACGAGAAGUAAGACGUCAAAGCAUUAGCCUGGACUGAAAGAUGUGCACUUUUUUUUUUUUAAUCAGCAGAGUGAUGAAAGCCACCAUGGUGGUCCCUGUUUUGAAAGAAUGUACCCAGAGUUGACUACAACAACUUUUGCCAGCAUUUGUGGUUCAUGUCAAACCAGUUUCUGACACUUUCCACCGAUGAUUUUUCCUUUAUGUAUUCCUUUACCUGUGUUUCCCAUCAAACAUUUUACAGUGCGAUCGUACACAUUUCCCACUUCCAGUUGUAUUUUCAAGCUAAUGCUAACUGUUUGGGAACAUACAGCGGUUGAAGGAGAGGGCAGGACAUUAUUACUUAAGAUUUGCAAUCUGUGAUUGCCUGUGUAUUAUAGAAUGUAGUGCUUUUGUCACUAUAACAGUUUAGUUUUAUCAUUUGUACAAACAUAAUGACAUUAUUGCUUGUAUGUAUAAUGGCUUGCCUAUGUAAUCAGACAGGUAUUAUUACCAUACUAGACCUACAGUAUGUUAGUUAGUGUUUGGGGGUCUAGAGGAUUAAGUGCAAUCAGAGUAUACAUGAGCCGAUUAUUCUUCCUUAUUUAUUAUUAUUUCUGACAGUGGCUAAAAAAAGUAUAACUUGUAAGUAUAUGCAGUGUGGAUACUUCAAAAAAGCAAUAACAUCUUUGUUUUUUUUGUGAACAAGAUUUUUUUUUUGUCAGAGAUUACAUGCCUUUUAGAGUCAACACCAAUGACUCUCACCAGAGAGACAACAUAAAAAAUAUAUUGUGUCAAACCGUUGUAAAAAAUCUCAUUUAGUAGCAUUAUCGAAGGAAACCUGAUUUAUUUUUUUAAAUACUUUCUUGUGGCAGAUCACUUCAGGUUGGAUCUGCUGACAUUCAGGUGUGCUAAACUGAAGAGGAAGCUUUAUUUUUUUGAGGUGGUGAAGCACCUUCUGUUUCGAUGUUUCAGAGUUUCUGUGUGUGUCUGAUAUUUCAGCUGUGUAUCGUUUUUGCUACCAUGGAUUUAAGUGAAAAAUAAAAACACCUGACCAAG
This is a messenger RNA of Chelmon rostratus (copperband butterflyfish), 3682 nucleotides long. It is a transcript of the gene insig1, whose product is annotated as insulin induced gene 1. NCBI's taxonomy places the organism in Eukaryota, Metazoa, Chordata, Actinopteri, Chaetodontiformes, Chaetodontidae. The record is from RefSeq and is a predicted model, not a curated record. Bases 167 to 994 code for a protein of 275 amino acids. Gene Ontology annotation, cellular component: SREBP-SCAP-Insig complex; endoplasmic reticulum. The transcript has 6 exons. Gene Ontology annotation, biological process: SREBP signaling pathway; cellular response to insulin stimulus; cholesterol biosynthetic process.